CCCCAACCAACACAAAAAAAUAAAAAAAAGUUUCAAAACCAGUUUAGAAGCGACCCAUCUUUCCUUUUUCUUCAAACAGCGUUUCUGUAUCUUAUUCGCUUAUUCGCUAUGGACCCUUCCGAUUUUCUUGACACUCGCCAGAAAAUGAAUAAGCGUAAAAGACAGCUGUUGGAUACUACAGGCAAACCUGAAGACCAGCCUACUUCACGCGACGCUUCGGAUGAAGACAAUACCGAUUCCUCUGUACCAGCCGGCAUGGUCUCGUCCACCUCCUACGAUGAUGAACCCCUUGUUAAACGACCACGCCAAGAAGUUACCAUUACCUACGAAGAUACCGAACCAGCCAUCAGUACCCCCCUUGUGACAGAACUUCCACCGGGCAUCGAAGAGCAGUAUGGGUUUAAAAUCAAUCCUCCACCCACCGAUCGACCGGUCCGUAUCUAUUGCGACGGCAUUUACGAUUUAUUCCACUUUGGUCAUGCCAAAGCACUUGAACAAGCGAAAAAGGCGUUUCCCAACGUGUACCUGUUGGUAGGAGUAUGCAGUGACCGAGAAACGCACAAACGCAAAGGCAAAACGGUGAUGACGGAUAUUGAACGAUAUGAGGCAGUUCGACAUUGUAAAUGGGUGGACGAAGUAGUGCGGGACGCUCCUUGGUUUGUCGAUCAAGAAUUUUUGGAUCAUCAUCGUAUUGACUAUGUUGCCCACGAUGCCGAACCUUACCAGAGCAAGGAGUCAGGCGAUGUAUACGCUUUUGUAAAAGAACAAGGUCGAUUCUUUCCCACCGAACGUACCGAAGGCAUUUCCACAUCAGAUCUUAUCACACGGAUUGUGCGAGAUUACGACGCUUAUCUUCGACGUAAUUUGGAACGCGGCGUGAGUGCCAAGGAAUUAAAUAUCUCAUUCUUGAAGGAACGCAAGAUCAAGACAAAGAAAUCCAUAGAAGAUUUACGAAAUACCAUCAAAACCACGCUUCAGGACACUAUGACUAUUUGGGAAGAUCGAAGUCACGACUUUAUUCGAGGUUUUGGCAGUCUAUUUGGUGCGGAAGAUGUGGUUGAUAAAUUCUGGAAACCACGUAAUCGAAAAGGCAAACUGAUUGUCGGAAGUGCAGACAGCAGCUGUGCCAGUAGUCGAACGCCUUCGGACGAUGAAGCUCCAUUAACUGAACCUAAUGAUGACAACGAAGUGCAUACAGACACGGGAGACGUGACGCCAGAGCAUACACACUAAAAUGAUCUGAAUACCACUUGCGAUUCAACAAAUAAUAAUAGAUGUCUUAUACUACUGCUCUUUGGAAGAAAAAAAUCUUCUUUUCCGCAGAAAUGUCGAUGAAUGUGUCUUAUAUUAACAAGCCGUACACCCGCUGUGCAAUGGAUGCCACCUGCUACUGGACGUCGCCCUUUUACUUUGAGCGACAUUCGUCAGACAAAAAGCCUAACGCAAUACGGC
Radiomyces spectabilis is the source of this 1452-nucleotide messenger RNA. RefSeq lists its product as uncharacterized. NCBI's taxonomy places the organism in Eukaryota, Fungi, Mucoromycota, Mucoromycetes, Mucorales, Radiomycetaceae. The coding region runs from base 109 to 1233 and encodes 374 amino acids. The record is from RefSeq and is a predicted model, not a curated record. Gene Ontology annotation, biological process: CDP-choline pathway. The transcript has 6 exons. Gene Ontology annotation, cellular component: nuclear envelope. Gene Ontology annotation, molecular function: choline-phosphate cytidylyltransferase activity; phosphatidylcholine binding.